This is a messenger RNA of Pogonomyrmex barbatus (red harvester ant), 6466 nucleotides long. RefSeq names its product dedicator of cytokinesis (gene Zir). Gene Ontology annotation, biological process: positive regulation of GTPase activity; small GTPase-mediated signal transduction. Lineage: Eukaryota; Metazoa; Arthropoda; Insecta; Hymenoptera; Formicidae. Gene Ontology annotation, molecular function: guanyl-nucleotide exchange factor activity. The record is from RefSeq and is a predicted model, not a curated record.
UCCGCCUACCUUGCACAUCGUUUACAGUUGUCAUUCAACAAAACAUAUGCACCCAGAAGCAAAAUAAGCUCCUUUUUCAAGCAUGAUGAUACAAUGGCAGAAAUGUAUCGUAUGAUGGUAAGAAUCAAUUUCUAAGGAGCGACCGAAUAAAUAGACGAAUAAUUAUCUGAAGAACCUGGCACAGUGCAAGCGAGAAACGUCAGUCAAGGAUUUACGUCAAACACAUCAAGGUUUAGGGGAAGUGUCAGAACGAAUAUUGGAUUCUUUUCCUGCCGAUCGCUCUCAAUCGUCUCAUUUAUGAAUUCGGAUUGAAAAAUUUUGUCAGAUUAUUUUGCUGGGACAUUUAUAAUGUCUUCGGUCCAGCGUGCAUUUGCUCACAAAUUAAGCAAACAGCAUGCUGCCGAUGUGAGGCGGCAAAUUGCUACUUCUACGUCCUAUUCUCGUGAUUUAUCAAAGAGUGGUAGCAGUGUGUCAGGAUUUUCCUCCACAAUGUCCUUAUGUGAAGUAUUAGAACCACUUGAUUAUGAAGAAUUCUUAGGACAACAUCAGACAGUAUUGGAUCGUGAUCCUUUAAAACCAAUACUAGAUUUUCCACCAGGGGAUGUCGAAUUGAGAGUCGUAAAGAGAAAGAUUCGAACAGAAGAGCCAGUAGUACCACAUGAAUCAAUAGAUACCGUAUCACCUUAUGUAAAAAGAUGUAUCGAAAGUUUUACUUCAGACUGGAUCAUAAUACAUCGUAAAUAUAAAGGAAGAAUCUCACCUAUCGCCAGGGAUAGAUUACUCCAGGAUACACCUAGACAAGAUUUCGAGGUAGAUCAAGAAGAUGCAAACGGUUGUGUAUCACCGAAUGAGGAGGAUGAUUUGUCCAACUCUGGAGAUACACCGAGAGGAUCUUGGGCAAGUUUGGACUUGCGACAUUCGCAACAUGAUCCUCUUUUGCCGAGUUUAUUAGAUCGCGUCUGUCUUGAAACGAUUGAUCAGAUGAAUGAACAGAAAAGAUUGGAAGAUCGACAGGAAGCUUUAUUUCCACUUUACGCUCCCCCAACUUCUCCUGAUGAUGAAUGGCAAGAAAUCAGUGUGGCUCUGGAACCUACGGAGCCUUUUGCUCAUAAAAUUCUUGUGAAAUGUCUGCAAUUAAAAUUAGAACUAGAAGUGGAGCCGAUAUUUGCGAGUCUUGCAUUAUAUGACGCCAAAGAAAGAAAAAAGGUGUCGGAAAAUUUCUACGUAGAUAUGAAUUCAGAAGGAUUGAAAAGAAUGCUUGGAGGACACAUUGCUUAUAGCGAUGCAAGUACUUUGGCCAGAAGCUGCGUUCUGAGUAUCAGCAAACCUAGUCCCGAUUUGUUUCUUGUCGUGCGGUUAGAGAAAGUGUUGCAAGGUGAUAUUUCAGAAUGUGCUGAACCAUAUUUACGUGAAGAUAAAAAUAAAGAUAAGGUCAGAGCUGCUGCCGCUGCUGCCUGUGAACGCUUGGGUCGUUAUAGAAUGCCUCUCGCGUGGACUGCAAUUCAUUUGUCUGGUGUAAUUGGAGGCGGCGGUGACACAGAUAGUACUGGCAGUGCUGGAUCUUUAGACAGAAAGUCAGGCGGUCUAGAACAAUGGCGAAAGAAAGUGGAACCGCCAACGCGACGAGGUUCGCUAGAAAGACGGAGUUCGGACAAAAGACGUAGUUGGUCCCCCGACGAUUUUGCCAAUUGUCUCGAUAGCUUUAGACCCAUUACUUUAACAGUUUCGAGCUUCUUUAAGCAGGAAAGCGAACGACUCCGUGAUGAAGAUCUCUAUAAGCUUCUGGUCGAACUACGAAGACCUGGUUCUAACUUGAAACGAUUAAAAUGUUUACCAGGAAUAUUGAAACUGGAUCUCAGUCCCAGACCCGAAGAGCUGCCGAGAUGUCUCGAUCCUGAUCUUAGAAGAUUAGUACCAUAUCCAGAUGAAAAGAGUCGACCCGUUAAGGAAAUACUCGAAUUUCCAAGUGAAGUUGUUUCACCAGAUUUAACAUAUCGUAAUCUUCUUUAUCUCUAUCCUAAGGAAGCAAACUUCAGUUCCAGAACUGGUUCAGCCCGCAAUAUCGCUGUAAGAAUUCAACUUAUGGGAGGUGAACAAGAAGCUGACGCUCUCACAGCUAUCUUUGGCAGAUCAUCGUGCCCCGAAAUGACACAUGAAUAUUUUACUUCCGUGUCAUAUCACAAUAAGAAUCCAAAUUUCUAUGAUGAAAUCAAGAUGAGACUCCCUGCGGAUUUAAGUGCUAAACAUCAUUUAUUGUUCACCUUUUAUCAUAUUAGUUGUCAGAAAAAAGCGGAACAACCAAAUGUUGAAACAGCUGUUGCUUAUACAUGGCUACCGCUUUUAAGAGAUGGUCAUCUUCAAUCAGGCGAAUUUAGUUUGCCUGCUAUGUUGGAUCCACCACCUGCAAAUUAUUCUUACAUUGCGCCCGAUGUUCUCUUGCCAGGUACUCGAUGGGUAGAUGCUCAUCGAGGUGUUUUUACUGUCAUAUUGGAGCCCGUUUCAAGUGUUCAUCCACAAGACAAAUAUAUCGACAGAUUUCUAUCGUUAUGUGGCUUUUUGGAAACUGGUCAAGUUCCGCCUCGUAUCGGUGAAGCUGGCAUGGAAUCAGAAUUGAAAUCAGCCCUCCUCGAAUUAGCACGUGCCUCGCAUUCCGCCUUAGUGCGAUCGCUUCCCCAAUUGCUCGAUCAAUUAUUGUGUCUUCUAGUGCGACCGCCAACAUUACCAUCUCAAUCGUUGAACGUCGCCGCCACUAUUUUCGAGGCAAUAGGACUACUCGUACGAAAUAUUACUAAUUUACCAGAUGGUCAAUUAGAUGCGCACGGAAGACACGCGCUUUUGGCUACCUACAUCGCGUAUCAAUGCUCUUUGCCGAGUAUGACUCACAGCGGGGGCGUCGCGCGAGCUCAAAGCAAUCCUGAUCUACCUUUAGAAGAUUUAGAGAUGGAAAUACACUCACGAGGAUUGGAUAGAACCGCAUCUAUGCGGCAGGAAUCUCCCUCGAUCAACAGUCAUUCUACCAGAAGACUUUUACACGAAGAACUCGCUUUGCACUGGGUCGUAUCUACUGGUCAAGCACGGGAAUUGGCAAUAACCCAUUCCUGGUUCUUUUUGGAGUUGAUAAUGCGCUCGAUGGUCGUUACUCUAUCUGAAAUGGGAUCCUUGGAGGCACCGCGAAAGUUGAGAUUUUCGCCGCAAUUCUGUGACGAUGUCGCAACACUCACCGCUGCGUUAACAUCCGAAGUGAUAUCACGCUGCAGCAAAGAAAUUCGCGUAGCAUCCAACUUGAUAUCGAGCCUUGGAAACUUUCUGUCUGACCUAUUGUCCGUGAUGGAUAGAGGAUUCGUAUUGUCGCUCGUUCGCGCUGCCUGCUGCUCACUGUCGGAUGCGUCGAUGCAUAUUCCUGACUCGGCGGCGUUAUUUGCCCUAAAACUCGAUCUUGUAAGAACUGUGUGUUCACACGAGCAUUACGUAGCAUUAAAUCUUCCGUUUGGCACUGGCUAUACCUCGGGAUCUGCCCCGGCAUCACCAAGUCCAUCGACUGGCAGCUCAGGAAGUCUGAUAUCCACUCUUGUGCCCGGAGAUAGAACCCGGUUUUCGGAGCUCAGUCAAGAAUUCAGGCAGCAACAUUUCCUGGUUGGUAUUGUGCUAUCUGAUUUAGCGAACACCUUGGAGAUACCGAAUCCGAUGUUACAAAAUAAAGCUAUCGGGACUGUUCGACAUCUUAUGAGUUGCCACGAUGCUGAUACUCGGUAUACCGAUCCUGCGGCAAAAGCUAGAGUCGCUGCAUUAUACCUACCAUUGCUUAGUAUUUUGAUGGAUGCCUUACCUCAGCUUUAUCACUGGGAUUCCAAAGAUAAAAGUGUUUAUCCUGAUGAAUCCGGGUCGAUCACGCAAUCAGUAGCAUUGGCUAUUGCCGGGGGAGCAUCGGCAGAUACUGCAGGUAAUCAAUGCCGCGUAUCCUUGAGCUCCGAAGCUACUCGACAUCUGUUAAUGUGUGCCUUAUGGGUGCUCAAGGGUUUGGAGCGAACCGCUCUAGCGCAGUGGUGCUCCGAGCUUAGUGCAAGACGCAUUUUGAGCUUAUUACAAGUAUUGAAUAUCGCUACUGCGGCUUUCGAGUACAAAGGCAAGAAAGCGUUGAAAAGAUUGCCGCCUCAAGCCACAGUUACCAGCGAUAUCAGAUCGCGACUGGAAGAUGUGAUUCUCGGUCAAGGAAGUGCCAGGAGUGAGAUGAUGUUGCGGCGAAAAGAGAGAGUGACUGGUGAUAAAUUGAGAUGGCGCAAAGAUCAAAUGCCUUACAGAUCUUGCGAGCAACCGGAAGGAAGAGCUGUGGAACAAGAUGCUCAUAUAGAAGGAGCCUUAGCGGCAGAAGCUUCUCUUGUCGUUUUAGAUACGUUAGAGUCCGUAGUUCAAGCUGACGGCGGUGGAGGUGCGGUUGUUGGCGCCGUAUUGAAAGUGUUACUAAGAGCAUUGGCCAGAAAUCAAAGUACAUCGGUACUUCAGCACAUGUUCAAUACACAGCGGGCACUAGUUUUCAAGUAUCAUAGUGCAUUGUUUGAUGAAGAAAGCGAGCGUUGCGGGGAUUUAUGUUUGACAUUAUUAACUCGAUGCAGUUCACCUUUAAGCGCUAUUAGAAGUCAUGCAGCUGCUAGUCUGUAUUUGCUAAUGCGACAGAACUUCGAAAUUGGAAAUAAUUUUGCACGCGUCAAAAUGCAAGUCACAACGUCCUUAUCUGCUCUUGUUGGGAGAGGAAGAGCUCCUAGUGAGGGAGCAUUACGUAGAGCCUUGAAAACAGUGCUGGUAUAUGCUGAGAGAGACACAGAGCUCGCAGAUACGAGUUUUCCCGAACAAGUGAAGGAUUUAUUAUUCAAUCUUCAUAUGAUUCUUUCUGAUACUGUUAAGAUGAAGGAAUUCCAAGAAGAUCCUGAAAUGCUUUUGGAUCUAAUGUAUAGAAUCGCCAAGGGCUACCAAGGAUCACCCGAUCUUCGUCUCACUUGGCUCGCAAACAUGGCACAGCAGCACAUGGAAAGAAAAAAUCAUACAGAAGCAGCAAUGUGUUUGGUACAUAGCGCCGCUCUAGUAGCAGAAUAUCUUCAUCUAUUAGAACCCGGCGGUGGAGGUCGGCCUGUAGGAGCCGUCGCUUUGAAUGCCGUGACACCAAAUGCUUUGGAAGAAAGUGCUGUCGGCGAUGAUGUAUUGGCAAGAAGAGAAGAAGGACUUUGCUUAGGUCCUGAUUUUUCAGAAAGCGGAUUGGCGGGUUUAUUAGAGCAUGCGGCUAGUUCUUUUCACGCAGCUGGAAUGUAUGAAGCUAUUCCUGACGUCUAUAGAGUGUUACUGCCUAUAGCAGAAGCUGCACAUGAUUAUAAGAAAUUAGCUAACAUUCACGGUAAACUUCAUGAAGCAUAUACACGUGUAGAACAGUUGGCGGGUAAACGCGUCUUCGGAACAUACUUCAGAGUUGGUUUCUACGGCGCCAGAUUUGGUGAUCUUGCCGGCGAAGAAUUCGUUUACAAAGAACCGACUUUGACAAAACUCCCAGAAAUAUUUUCGAGACUCGAGAACUUUUAUGCCGAGAGAUUCGGCGCAGAUAAUAUAGUUAUAAUAAAGGAUUCGAAUCCUGUAGAUCCUAGCAAGCUGGAACCGGACAAGGCCUAUGUGCAGAUCACUUAUGUCGAACCGUAUUUUGAAGCGCACGAACUUAGACACAGACCCACAGUUUUCCAUCGGAAUUUUAAUAUAAAACGAUUUGUUUAUGCGACACCUUUCACUCCUGGUGGUAAGGCUCAUGGUGAACUGCGCGAACAAUGCAAACGAAAGACGAUAUUGACGGUGGCGACGCAUUUCCCAUAUUUAAAAACUAGAAUUCGAGUUGUAGCUCGAAAACAGAUUGUUUUGAGCCCCAUCGAAGUGGCAAUCGAAGACAUACAGAAGAAGACUGCCGAGGUUGCCGCUGCAACCGCUCAGGAACCACCGGACGCUAAGAUGUUACAGAUGGUCCUUCAAGGUUGCAUCGGCACAACUGUUAAUCAAGGACCCGCUGAAGUAGCAGUCGUGUUCCUUUCCGGCUUACGUGAACAAAAUGCACAACCCACCAGAUUGCAACAUAAACUUCGUUUAUGUUUCAAAGAUUUUCAGAAAAAGUGUCUCGAUGCUUUGCGGCGUAAUAAGAAUCUCAUUGGUCCUGAUCAGCGAGAUUAUCAACGGGAACUGGAGAGAAAUUAUCAAAGAUUGACCGAGAGAUUGGCACCUCUCAUUGCUUGGAGCGGACCGUCCUUAAUUAAUCAGCAAGCUGUACCAACAACUCCUCCGCGUUGGAGGGGAAAUGAAACACUGCCAUAGAAGCUUACCAAAGAUUACUGUAUUCAAUUAUUAAACAUAUAAUUUAUCAUUUAGCAAAUUUCACUUACAAUUAUUAUAUUGCGGAAAACAUUCAUGUGUUGAAUCCUUGCUUUAUAACAGAAUGGAAAAA